Messenger RNA from Astyanax mexicanus (Mexican tetra), 8440 nucleotides. It is a transcript of the gene myo1d, whose product is annotated as myosin 1D. Bases 345 to 3359 code for a protein of 1004 amino acids. Lineage: Eukaryota; Metazoa; Chordata; Actinopteri; Characiformes; Acestrorhamphidae. The record is from RefSeq and is a predicted model, not a curated record. Gene Ontology annotation, cellular component: actin cytoskeleton; myosin complex; plasma membrane. Gene Ontology annotation, biological process: vesicle transport along actin filament; actin filament organization. The transcript is spliced from 22 exons. Gene Ontology annotation, molecular function: actin filament binding; microfilament motor activity; ATP binding.
GGCUUAUGGCACUCCAGCGGCCCGCCAGUCCACUACAGCAGCCGGAGGCAACAAGUAGCUGGAAAUGAUCAAGGGCUCAUGAGGAGGAGGCACGUUUUCUGGUGGACUUUUGGACGGAGAAAAUAAGCAACCGGAAAAACUCCAGUUUUUGAGGAGGGAGGAACAUGAGGAGAAAGUAAAGCUGAAGUUUUAUUUUAUUCUGCUGGAGAAUGCUGUAGAGCUGCUGGUUCUCCUCCUCCUUCUUUUCUCGGCUGUGUGGACUAUUGUACUGUUUACCUCGCUGAAGUUCAGCGCUGUAGAGCUGCCAGCAGAGCCGUGGGUUUCAUUUCUGGACAGAGCACAUCAUGGCAGAGCACGAAAGUUUGGAAUUUGGGAAGGCGGACUUCGUUCUUCUGGACAAUGUGUCUCUGGAGGAGUUUCUGGCCAACCUUAAACUCAGGUUUGAAAAGGGUCGCAUCUACAGCUACAUUGGGGAGGUGGUGGUGUCUGUGAACCCUUACCGUGCCAUGAACAUCUACGGGCGGGACACCGUCGAGCAGUACAAAGGCCGGGAGCUGUACGAGCGCCCGCCACAUCUCUUUGCCAUCGCAGACGCUGCAUACAAAGCCAUGAAGAGAAGAAACAAAGACACCUGCAUCGUUAUCUCAGGGGAGAGUGGAGCUGGUAAAACAGAAGCCAGUAAAUACAUUAUGCAAUAUAUCGCUGCUAUUACCAAUCCUAGCCAAAGAGCAGAAGUGGAGAGGGUAAAAAACAUGCUGCUGAAAUCCAACUGCGUCCUGGAGGCUUUCGGAAAUGCCAAGACCAACCGCAAUGAUAACUCGAGCCGCUUUGGAAAAUACAUGGAUAUUAACUUCGACUUUAAGGGGGACCCCAUCGGUGGCCAUAUAAAUAACUACCUACUGGAAAAGUCUAGAGUGAUCUUCCAGCAGGAAGGAGAGAGAAGUUUUCACUCCUUCUACCAGCUUGUGAAAGGAGCUCCCGAGUCUUUGCUGCGAUCCUUGCACAUUCAGAAAGACCCCACAGCUUACAAUUACAUUAAAGUUGGAGGCAUGAUCAAGUCCUCCAUCAAUGACAAUGCAGAGUUUAAAGCUGUAGCAGAUGCCAUGAAGGUGAUUGGCUUCACCACAGAGGAAGUUCAUACAGUCUACAGGAUCCUGGCUACCAUUCUGCACCUGGGCAAUCUGAAGUUUGGCAGUGAUGGCGAUGUGACUCUGAUUGAGAAUUCGAAGCUGGUAGCAGUGCUGGGGGAGCUGUUGUCCACUAAAGAGGAGAAUGUUGAGAAGGCCUUACUCUACCGCACUGUUGCAACGGGACGUGAUGUCAUUGACAAGCAGCACACGGACAAAGAGGCCAGUUACGGCCGGGAUGCUCUAGCUAAGGCUAUUUAUGAGCGCCUCUUCUGCUGGAUUGUGGGAAGAAUCAAUGAUAUUAUUGAAGUGAAGAACUAUGAUGCAAGAGUCCAUGGGAAGAACACAGUAAUUGGAGUGCUGGACAUAUAUGGCUUUGAGAUUUUUCAGAACAACAGCUUUGAGCAGUUCUGUAUUAACUACUGCAAUGAAAAGCUGCAGCAGCUCUUCAUUCAGCUGGUGCUGAAGCAGGAGCAGGAGGAGUAUCAGCGAGAGGGCAUCCCAUGGAAACAUAUUGAUUACUUCAAUAAUCAGAUUAUUGUGGACCUGGUGGAGCAGCAGCACAAGGGAAUCUUCUCUGUUUUGGAUGAGGCCUGUAUGAACGUGGGGAAGGUGACGGAUGAGAUGUUUCUCCAGGCACUCAACGGCAAACUGGCCAAGCAUGCUCACUACACCAGUCGCAAGCUGUCCCCAACUGACAAGAGUCUGGAGUUCGACCGAGACUUCCGCAUCCGUCACUAUGCAGGGGAUGUGGUUUACUCUGUGGUGGGUUUCAUUGACAAGAACAAGGACACCCUGUUUCAGGACUUCAAGAGGCUGUUGUACAACAGCUCGAACCCUGUUCUAAAGGCCAUGUGGCCUGAGGGGAAGCUGAGCAUCACAGAGGUCACCAAGAGACCCCUCACAGCAGCCACGCUCUUCAAGAACUCCAUGAUCUCACUGGUGGAGAACCUGGCCUCCAAGGAACCAUACUACGUGCGCUGCAUCAAACCCAACGACGUGAAGUCUCCUCUGCUGUUUGAGUAUGAGCGCUGUAAGCAUCAGGUGGAGUACCUGGGCCUGCUGGAAAACCUCAGAGUGCGACGUGCGGGCUUUGCCAACCGUCAGACCUACCCUCGCUUCUUGCAGAGGUAUAAAAUGAUCUCGGAGUUCACGUGGCCAAACCAUGACCUGCCGUCGGACCGAGAGGCAGUGAAGCGUCUGCUGCAGGGCUGCGGGUUUGAGCACGACGUGGCCUACGGCAAGACCAAAGUGUUCAUCCGCACGCCUCGCACCAUCUUCAGCCUGGAGGAGCAGAGAGCCGAGAUGGUGCAGAGGAUCGUCCUCUUUCUGCAGAAGGUAUGGCGUGGCACGAUUGCCAGGAUGCGCUAUCGUCGGAUGCGGGCUGCACUGAUCAUUCUGAGAGCGUACCGGCGCUACAAGGUGAAAUCCUACAUCAAGGAGGUGAACCGACGCUUCAAAAACGUACGCAGCAUGAAGGACCACGGCAAACACGUGAAGUGGCCAACACCUCCCAAAGUCCUGCGCAGGUUUGAGGAGGCACUUAGGAACAUCUACAACAGGUGGUGGGCCUGGACCCUCAUUAAAGGUCUGUCUCCAGAGGAGAUGUUACAAAUCAGAGCUAAAGUGGCCACGCUGGAGUGCCUGAAAGGUCAGAGGGCAGACCUCGGCCUGCAGAGAGCCUGGGAGGGCAAUUACCUGAAGCGGGAUAGUCCUGAAACAGCAUCUUCUUUCACACUGGUGUCCAGUGAUCUUCAGAGGAAAGAUAAGUUCAUGAGAGUCCUCUUCUCCUGCAAUGUUCGGAAGAUUAACCGCUUCAACAAGGCAGAGAAUCGGGCAGUGCUGAUCACAGAUCGCCACCUCUACAAGAUGGACCCACUGAAACAGUACAAGCCAAUGAAGAGCAUCCCACUCUACAAUGUGACUGGCGUGAGUGUGUCCCCGGGGAAAGACCAGCUGGUUGUCUUCCACACCAAGGACAGCCGGGACCUGAUUGUGUGCCUGCAGGGCAUGGUGCCUGCGGGGGAGAGCCGCAUAGGAGAGCUGGUGGGCACCCUGCUCAGCCACUUCAAAAGUGAGAGGAGGAAGCUCCAGGUGAACAUUGUGAGUCCCAUUCACUGCAGUAUGAAUGGGAGAAAGUGCACGGUGGUCGUGGAGACCAGGAUCAACCAGUCACAGCCCGACUUCACCAAGAGCCGAUCAGGUUACAUCCUAGCAGUACCGGGAAACUGAAGGAUGAUGACGGGCAAUGCAGGAUGUCUCCUGAUGUCAUCAUGUCAAGAUACGGUUCUGCACAGCAUCAAUGUUUAAGCCAUACCAAAUUUGCCUUAAUUAAAGGCAAUGCUUUUUUUGUUUGUUUGUUUUGUUUUUUUGGAACCACAGAUUUUUUAAAGAGGACACUUCAUGUGUAGGAAUAUCCCUGAAUGUAUAUUCCCGCUCAGAAUGAGAUGCAUAAUAAUGAAAGAUGAGAUGAUUCAUCAAAAAAAAGAUGAAAUGCACUUAAUUUUCAAAAAGAUUCUAUGAGAUUGAUGAGGCAUCAUAUUUAUUUACCAUUUUAGCCAAAUGAAGGGACACAUACAUAUAAUAUUUAUAGGAAUCAUGGUAUGCAAGGCUUCAAAAUAUCUAGCUCGUGUUUUGAUAUGCUGGUAAGGGCUGUUCUGUUCUUUAAAGAGAAUAUUUCUGUUUUUGAUAUCGUGUUCGUUUGGGAUCAAGUAUGGCUAUGUUUUGGAUAUGAUAUGUAUAUCACAGCUCCUAGUGGCCAUGUAGCAGACGCAAAGACUUGUGCACCGCAGGUUUUGUAGAGGGAUAUGUUGAGCAUAUCCGUGACGUUCCUUAAGUGCUCAGAGAGGAGCAUUAAAAUCUCUCUUAAAAACUUAAAACUUAAAAACUUGUUAUGCAUAUUUUCAGUUGUGCAGAUGUAAAGGGGAUUAUAUAUUGUUUAUAUAGGUAACAGUUACACAGCUGAAUUUAUCAGGCUGAUGUUAUUAGAAACUGUCAGUUCUAAAAAAAAAAAAAAAUCUAUUGGCUUUAAUGGCAGUGUAGAUGCUUCUAGCUAGAUGUGACUGAAACAUUUAGAGACGUCUUUCUAUUAAACAUCAAUCCUGGAAGGAGCCCAUAGUUGAACCUGCCUUUAGCAGAGCCAUGCUUUCUUCUGCAUUAAGCCACAGUGACAUUAGGCUUCUGUAAGCGAUAUUCUAUAUGGUUGAAAUUGCAUUAAUUUGAAUAUUUAUCACCAUUAGUGAAUUUGAGCGCAAAUGUUUUACUUUUGUUUGGUUGUGCUGAUCUUGAUGCAACCAUGGCCCCACCGCUGCCCCUUCCACAGCGAGCCUCUAUAUGUGAAAGGUCAUUGGAUAGACAUAUGUAAGAUACAUAUGAAGAUAUACUUCAGGAGACCGCAUGGGAAUCCCCACACUUGUGUAAGUCAUGUGGUAUUGCCUUGUAAUUUAGGCUGAACAAGACGUGAUUUAAUUAUCAGAGGAACAGCCUCAUAUUAGGUGCCAAAUGGAUGGGAUGUUCUAUUUCCAAAAACAGAGCUGACAUUUAACAUUCCUCAGUCCAGAUUGGCACGUGUGUACCAGAAAUAUAUCAUAAAGGAAAUUACCACCCACAGUGAACAGCAAAACGGGCGGUAAUGAUCAUGACCAGUGGUAUCUGGCUGGAAUUGUCCGUGCAAACAAAGGAUCUAAUCACCAGCAGUGGACAGCGAAGUGUCUGGUUACAUUAUCAAUUCGAAUCACUCAUUGCCACAAACCACAGCUCUUAUGUGCAGUAGUAUAUUAUAUUAUAUUGUGUUAAAAUUUAGUGUGUGAUACUGUGAUUCUGUGGUUUAACAUGAGUCCGACAGUUGAUUCCUAAAUUAGCUUGCUACGUUUUCUAAUGUGCAUCUAAUGUGACUGCGGCUUUAAUCAGGCAAGAAAAUGCAUUUCAAGGUUAAAACCUGACUCUUAUUAACUCUUAUUAAGACUAAUAACAAUAAUUAAUAACAUGGUACAGUUCUUACUGUAGGCAGAUAAAAUGUUCAAAUUUAUAUAUAUAUUUUUUUUUUUGCAUUUUUGAUCAUUAGAUAUAGUAUAAUUGGUAUGGCAUGAAUGAAGAUUGUAGAUUGUGGGACCUCAUGUGUGCUGAUUGAUGUAUAACUUUGUUUAACUUUGUCGACUCAUAUGAACUGAAUCAGGACUGCGCGGUUCUAAGUGAAAGCUCCCAGAGUGUCUGGCCUAGUUUUAAAGAGACGUUCUCUGAGAGAAGACGCAAGUGCCACUGAACAAAUUGGCUGCUGGUCUUUUGUUCCAUUAUAAUUACUGUUCCAUUGUACUCUUCUAACUGUGGGGUUUGGGAGACCAAAAAAACUUUAAUCAGAAGACUAGGAUCACAGCAGUUGGCCAAAAUAAUUUCUAGCUUAUGUCUGUGUUCAUCUGCGCUCUGUGAUGCUGAAAUGUGUCUAAUUGAUGGGAUGUAGGUUUGCAGAAGGAAAGCCUUGGGCAGUAUUUAAAGGCUGAUCCAGGCAAUAGCUCCUGUUUUAACAAGAGCUGCUCAAUUUAUCAUUUUAGCACCAUCAUUGCAAUUUGCAGUGGUCAUGUUGUAGGAUGUGGAAUGUCAUAAAUGGUAUAUUAAGUCAUACAUGUCAUGAAAAAAAAAUCCAUACUGCUCUUAUUUUACAUGGUAUAUUUAUCAGUACCCAAUAUCAUUUAUUUUACUUUGAUCAUUGAUAAACAUAGUGCAUUAAUACCGUUUAUCAUACCUCAGAUCAUUGAAUUCUAGAGAAAUCAGGUGAAAAAUUCUGUAAUUUUUUAAAAAAGUUGCAGUAUGCAUUAUUAUACAACAAUAUAAUAUUUUUUCCAGUAUCCAGUACAUCCCUAGUUUUAACCUAACCUAAGCCUUCUGAUGGCUCUGUUGCUCAAAUUCAUCCUUGAACAACUUGUAUUCCUUAUGCUCUUUUGUCUUUGUGUAUAUGUAUACGUGUGUCUGAAGCAAUUCGCUUGCAUUAGAACAAAGUGAAAGCUAAAAAAUGUGGUGUUGCCCCUCGUUCAUCAUCUCCCUUGUCUUGUCUCUGUGCUCUUUGUCUUUGUCCCUGUGUUGUCUCUAUCUAUCUGUAUUGUGUCUUUUGGCUGUAUGCCCUGGCUGGGUAAACUCUGCCACCGUGCAUAGUGGGAGAGAGAAAGACAAAACACAACGUACCCCCAUGCCAUGAGGAGAGCGAGCCAGACGCUACAGCCGUUUCCAUCCCUGUGGCCUUGGCACUAAUACAGCACACUCCCAGCUUACAUAUUCCUCACUAUUCGGAGGCUGCUCGCCAGCAGAACAGAGAAUAUAAUAAUUAAUGAAUUACUUAUGGAUGGAAAAUUACCAAUGCACGCACUGCCCACAAAUAUUAGGUAGGCAGACUUUAUAAAGUAAACUGAAGGAUUUAAGAGUUUAAGUACGUUAAUAAAUUAUAAAUAAUUAAUUUGUGAUUUGGCCUCACCCUUUUGUGAUGUGCAAGGUAUAAACCAGCCAUUACAAACCAGUUUUAGCAUUUCUCAGCAUGGUUAACGUUCCAUACCUGAGGCCACAUAAAACAUAACAUUUGGUGGGAGGGCUUAAUAAUGUAGGGACUUUCUGAUUGGCUUCUCAUUUGCAUCACUUUUUUGCCAUUAGAUCAAGAAUCUUUAUAUUUCCAGUAAAGAAAAUAUAAGAUUGUCUUCAGAGCAAAUCUAUGUUUUUUUGCCUCCUACAUUCAGCUUUUUUAGUGUUUAGUCUUUGCUACCUUGCUCACAAUAAAGAUUUAGCUAAAGUAUAAAAAACUAUUUGUUUCACUUCAUUCUCAUGUACUUAGUAAGCUUAGUAAGUUUUUAUAGAGGGCAUUAAUAUCAGUUACCAUUUACCUAAGCACGCUGGAACUAAAUACUGGCUACUGAAAUUCAGUAGUAAUUCAGUCACUACCAUUAAGGUAUCCAGCUCUUUCCUAUUCAUUUAGGUUACCGUCGCAUCAGCUACCGGAGCCCUGAGAGAGCACAAUUGCUCUUGCUCUCUCUGAGUGGGUAGAUGGUGCUCUCUCCCUACAUCACUCUAAAGGGUGAUGUUGAUCAGCACAAGGCGUCUGUGCACUGAUGUAUCAGAAUCGAGUCGCUGCGCUUUCCUCCAAACGUGCUGUGAUGCAUCAGCAGCAGUUCGAAAAGAGCCGGUGGUGGCUGACUUCACAUGUAUAAGAGGAGGCAUGUGCUAGUCUUCACCCUCCUGGUGUUGGGGUAUUUCUAGUGAUAGGGGGAGUCCUAAUGAGUGGGUUGGUUUAAAUUGGGGUGAAAAUGGGAUAAAAGUAUAUUAAGUAAAAUUAUUUCCAAUAACCACCAUAAAUCUUAAAUGUAACACCGUGUAGAGUCAGCUUUCAAAUAUGUUGGGUUAAAUUGAGCUUUGUCCAGCCAUGCAACUGUUGCUUCAUUAGAAUGUGGUGGUGGGUGGAGCAUGUGAAAAAGUCAGCUGACCCUAAACGGUUUUCCCAGCAUAGUUAAUUAAAACAUCUGAAGAUUUGAUAGCAGUUUGAUAUGGUUUUUAUUCACAUUAUUUAUUUUUUAUAUAUUUCUGCUUUGAGUUUUUUAUCAUUUCUGUUAAGAGAAAUAAAAACAUGAUGGAUGUUGGCCCAAAAGGCCACGUCAUCAUUAAUCAACAGCCAGAUACACUUGCACUUUUGCUCAUGUUCAUAAUUUUAUAACAUAACUGUACAUUACAUUAACCUGCUCUCACUCUGUUCUCACUUACAGACAGACUCCCUGGUUAUUUUUUAUUUGUUAUUGGUUAUUUGUUUAUUGUUCUAUAAAUCUGCUCGUGUCUGAUUAUGAUAAUGAUGAGUCGAGUAGCUUUAGCGCCAUGAUAACCCCUCAGCACCUUUGUGUUUCUUGCUCUAAUAUAUGUAUAAUUUUGCUGUUUAAUUUUUUUUUUUUUUUCAGCUAAAACCAAUGUAUGUGCCUAAUUGUAUAUUUCAAAUAUUUAAUAAACACAUUAUUAUUUUAUUUGAUUGUUGUACGCAGAAUUCAACCAAAUGUAAGGGAACAUUGUGAAAUGUUUAUUGUGUAUGUUUCAAUUCAUACGUCUUGUUUUGCUAUUUCAAACCUUAAUUAAAAGCCAUUUUUUGCUUUUAUUCAGGAUCCAGAACUAAAAUUAUGGAAACACAUCUGAUCUGUGCUGUUAUCUAAUCUUUAAAGAACAACUGACAUCUUUGUUGUCCUGUUUUUUUUUUUUUUUUUUUUUUUUUUUUGUAAUACCACGUGGGUUUAUGACAUGCUGUAACAAAUAUCACUGCUCAAAUAAACAUGCCCUUUCCCUUAAAGCACCCAAACCAA